This is a messenger RNA of Xiphias gladius (swordfish), 1499 nucleotides long. It is a transcript of the gene dcp1a, whose product is annotated as decapping mRNA 1A. Gene Ontology annotation, cellular component: P-body. The record is from RefSeq and is a predicted model, not a curated record. Gene Ontology annotation, molecular function: mRNA binding; enzyme activator activity. The transcript has 8 exons. The coding region runs from base 9 to 1412 and encodes 467 amino acids. Lineage: Eukaryota; Metazoa; Chordata; Actinopteri; Istiophoriformes; Xiphiidae. Gene Ontology annotation, biological process: deadenylation-dependent decapping of nuclear-transcribed mRNA; positive regulation of catalytic activity; deadenylation-independent decapping of nuclear-transcribed mRNA.
CAUCCAAGAUGGCGACGGUAAAUGCUGGACAUAUGAUGAGCUUAGCAGCUCUACAGAGACAAGACCCGUACAUACACAAACUGCUCGACGUUACUGGCCAGGUGGCUCUAUACAACUUCAACUCCAAAGCGAACGAAUGGGAGAAGACCGAAAUUGAGGGCACUCUGUUUGUCUAUGCCAGGUCUGCCUCCCCUCACCAUGGCUUCACCAUCAUGAACCGACUGAGCACAGAGAACCUGGUGGAGCCGAUCAACAAAGACCUGGAGUUUCAGCUGCAGGAUCCCUUCCUGCUCUACAGGAACGGCAACUUGGGUAUCUACAGUAUUUGGUUCUAUGACAAGAGGGACUGUCAACGUAUUGCUCAGCUGAUGGUCAAGAUUGUAAAACAAGAAGCAGACCAUGCCCAGAGAGAGUCACCAGAGAGGGGAGAGCCCGGGAGGACCAAUGGCGUUGCAGAUCCACGGCCCAUUGACAUCCUGGAACUACUCAGCAAAGCCAAGGAAGAAUACCAGAGACAGAGCUCUCACACAAUGGUGAAGCAGAUCACAGUUGAGGAGCUCUUUGGCUCGUCCCUCCCUAAGGACCCCUCUCUACCUGCCAUGCCCACACAGAACACCAACACGGCUCCCAGUGAUCCUUCCACUGCCUACAUCCAGAACCAGUCUUUUCCCACUCCAGCCCAUCAAAACCCUGGGUCCAACCAGCGGCACCAAGCCCCACCUAGUCUGCUCCCAGCUCCUUAUGCACUACAUCCCAGCCCUGUUUUCCAGUCAGUAGUCCCCAGAUCAGACCCCCAGCCUCGGUGCUCAGUUUCACCUCUCAUGGUGCCUCCAGCUCUCUCAGAGCCUCGUGCUGCUCCCCCUGGUCCUGCAGCACCACCAGCAGUUUCUGCCGCGUAUUUGGGACAGGAAAUACUCAGCUCGCUCAAGCCAGCAGUGCAAUCUGUGAAUUCAGACAUCCACAAACCCAUCCUUGCACCCAACUUCCUGCCAAGCACCCUGGUCCCACCCCACAGCUUCCAGGAACCCAUGGGGAAACCCCUUCUCCAGCACAGCAAAGAGAUGGAUGUUUUCUCUCAGCCUCCAAACCUGAUUAAAGCAGUGUCUGCUGUCCCCAUGAGUCCAGGUCGUGCUGUUCCAGGACCCGAGAUUUCGGUGCUUCUCUCCCCCAGCGCCUUCCAGCAGUCCAUCAAUAAGACGACAACAGCAGCAGCAUCAGUGGUCCUUCCUGCUCCCUCUGAGCCCUCCUCUACCUCUGUAGCAGCUGCAGAGCCUCCACCACCCCCCUGCAGCAAAGCACAGCUACAGGAGACUCUGAUACACCUCAUUAAGAACGACCCAGACUUCCUCAGUGCCAUUCAUGAUGCUUACCUGCAGACUCUGUCCAAGGACUUCAGCAACAUGAAGCUAUAGUCCCGCUUCAACCGUCACCACCCCACUCUUUUAGUGCUACGACCCCUUUAUGACCAGUGUGAAGACCAGAAGUUAAUGGGAGUUAAG